AUGAAAAAUCUCAAUAGAAGCCCCCUCUAUAGUAAUGAUCUAUAUUAAAAUAAUCUCUAAUCAAAUUUAGAUAUGCGUAUGAACUUUUAAUUAUAGAAGUAAGAAGGCAAAAGGACAUAGGAAUUAGUCGAUUCAAUUAAAAUUGAAAAAUUUGAUUUAUUGGAUGUUAAUGAUAAAUGA
Messenger RNA from Paramecium tetraurelia, 180 nucleotides. RefSeq lists its product as uncharacterized. The transcript has 2 exons. NCBI's taxonomy places the organism in Eukaryota, Ciliophora, Oligohymenophorea, Peniculida, Parameciidae. The record is from RefSeq and is a predicted model, not a curated record.